Messenger RNA from Gracilinanus agilis (Agile Gracile Mouse Opossum), 4005 nucleotides. RefSeq names its product aminoadipate-semialdehyde dehydrogenase (gene AASDH). NCBI's taxonomy places the organism in Eukaryota, Metazoa, Chordata, Mammalia, Didelphimorphia, Didelphidae. The transcript has 14 exons. Gene Ontology annotation, molecular function: protein binding. Bases 1 to 3354 code for a protein of 1117 amino acids. Gene Ontology annotation, biological process: amino acid activation for nonribosomal peptide biosynthetic process. The record is from RefSeq and is a predicted model, not a curated record.
AUGACCCUUCAAGAAAUGGUGCUUCAAGCUGCUGCCCUUUACUCUGACCGAACAGCUGUCUGUUUUGAUGGAUGUAGUAAUCAACGUUCAGUUUAUUAUACCUACAAAUCUGUGGUUAAUAUUGCCUCAGAAUUAUCUAGCUUUUUGCAACUACACUGCAAUUUUGAAGGGAUCCAUGAAAUUGGCCUCUUCUGCUAUCCAGGAAUAAAUUUACCAUCUUGGAUUUUGGGCAUUCUGCAAGUUCCUGCUGCAUAUUCUCCUAUUGAUCCAGAUGUACCACCAGAAUUAUCAGCUUAUUUUAUGAAAAAAUGUAACCUCAAGUAUAUCCUUGUUGAAAAAAACCAAGUUGAUAAAUUCAAAUCUUCUUAUGAAACUUGGUUAAAGAAUGAUACCAUCACAGUAGACCAUACUGGUGUGACACUUUUUGAACUUCACUGGAAUGAUAUUGAUGUAAACUUGAUGCUACAUGAUAAAAAAGAGAACCAUGGAAAGGAAAAAAUGAAUAAUUACAUCAGUUUUUUGAACAGCAAUGAAGAAAAAGCUAAGAAAUACAUGGAUGUCAGAUUACAGCAUUGUUUAGCUUAUGUUCUGCACACUUCAGGAACUACAGGAAUUCCUAAAAUUGUCAGAGUGCCUCAUUCAUGUAUAGUACCAAAUAUUCAACAUCUGCAGACACUUUUUGAGAUCAGCCAAGAAGAUAUUCUUUUCAUGGCUUCACCUUUGACAUUUGAUCCAUCUGUUGUAGAGAUAUUUCUUGCUUUGACAAGUGGAGCAUCUCUGCUUAUAGUUCCAAAUGCUGUUAAAAUGUUGCCAUCAAAGUUAGCUACUGUUCUAUUUAACCACCACCGAGUAACAGUUUUGCAGGCUACACCAACACUGCUUAGAAGAUUUGGAUCUCAGCUCAUCAAAUCAUCUGUUUUAUCAGCUACUACUUCACUUCGUGUAUUAGCCCUUGGUGGUGAAGCAUUCCCAUCAUUGAGUGUCCUCAGAAGCUGGAGGGAAGAAGGCAAUAAAACUCAAGUAUUUAAUGUUUAUGGUAUCACAGAGGUGUCCAGCUGGGCAACAUGUUACAGGAUUCCAGAAGAGGAUCUUUGCUCCACUUUGGGAGUUGAGUCUCCUGUGCAAUUGGGAUUUCCACUGCUUGGAACAGUAGUCGAAGUCAGAGACACUAAUGGUUUGACAGUUCAAGAAGGAGAAGGCCAAGUUUUUUUAGGUGGUGAGAAGCGGGUAUGUUUUCUUGAUGAUGAAACAACUCUACCUUUUGGCACAAUGAGAGCAACUGGUGAUUUUGUUACUGUGAAGGGUGAAGCAAUGUUUUUCUUGGGUCGGCAAGACAGUCAGAUCAAACGUCACGGCAAACGUAUUAACAUUGAAUUUGUACAGCAGGUUGCUGAAGGAAUUUGUCAAGUAGAAGCCUGUUCAGUUAUAUGGUAUCAUCAGGAAAGAUUAAUUCUGUUCGUGGUGACCAAAGAUGAUUUAGGGAAGGAUCACAUUUUAGGAGAACUUCAAAAACAUCUUCCAAGUUAUGCAAUUCCAGAUGACAUUCUUAUGAUUGAAGCUUUACCGUUUACAUCUCAUGGCAAAAUUGAUGUGUCUGAGUUAACCAAGAUUUACUUUAACUAUAUAAAUUUGAAACCUCACAGUAAGCUCAAAGGAAAAGAGGAACUGUGGGAGAGAUUACAGAACUUAUGGAAGUCUUCUCUACGACUUCUGGAAGAUCCUUUGGAAGUUCCCAAAGAUUCACUGUUCCUUAGUAAUGGUGGUGAUUCCUUAAAGUCCCUUUGGUUCAGUAAUGAAAUUGAGAAUAUGGUAGGCAGAUCGAUACCUGGACUUCUGGAAGUUAUUCUCAGUUGCUCCAUCUUAGAUAUAUACAAUUACAUUCUCCAAGCAAUGUUUCCUGGUGAAGAUAUACCAUUCAGUAGGAGUUAUUGCACAAAAAGAAAAUUCAGUGAAUUGAAUGGAGAAGAAAUCAAUGGCAGAUAUGUAGAUCAGAAACCUGGAAAGCCUGUGAAUUCUGGCGAAGAGCAGAAUACUUUUAUUGCGUUGAGCAGAGGGAAUCAGAUUUUGUUUGUGAAUGUCCACGAGUCUUUAAAAAAUUCCCUAAGUAUGGGACAGAGAGGAACUGAGAUAGGAAAACAUCCUUCAACAUCUCAUGAUUUAAUUUCAUGGGAAGAGACAAAACCAAGUUUUGUUCAAAAUAUGACAAAUGAAAGCUCCUUAACAGUUAUGGGGAAGAUGGAUAGCACAGAAGAGAUCAGUUCUAUCCCCCAAAUUUCUGAAGAUGAGAAUUCUGUUAGAGCAUCUGAGAAAAUGAAGUUAUGUGUCAAGUGGAAGUCAGACACCGGCAAAUGUGUGGAUGCUUCACCUCUCAUUGCAGUAUUACCUCUCAAACAGUUAUCUGCAACUGUCUACAUUGGAUCCCAUUCUCAUAGGAUACAAGCAAUUGAUCUCUAUUCUGGGAAAGUGAAAUGGGAACAGAUCUUGGGAGAUCGCAUAGAAUCCUCAGCUUGUCUCUCUCAUUGUGGAAAUUUCAUUAUAGUGGGCUGCUAUAAUGGUUUAAUUUAUGUGCUCAGAAGCAAUAAUGGAAAAAUACAUUGGAUUUUUGCCACCAAGGAUGCCAUUAAAAGCUCUGCAACCAUGGAUCCAUCCACAGGUCUUAUAUAUGUGGGAUCUCACGACCAUCAUGUAUAUGCUUUGGAUAUUUACAAGGAGACCUGUGUUUGGAAGUUACCUUGUGAAGGAACUGUCUUUUCUUCACCAUGUCUGAACCUGGUUCCAUAUCACUUAUAUAUUGCUACACUUCAAGGACUUCUAUUGGCUUUAAAUCCAGCUACUGGAAAUAGACUUUGGACAUAUUCCUGUGGAAAACCUCUUUUCUCUUCCCCUCAGUGCAGCUUGCAAUAUGUUUCUGUUGGUUGUGUGGAUGGGAAUUUAUACUGCUUUAACCACAUGGGACAACUGGUUUGGCAGGUCUCUACUAAUGGACCAGUCUUUUCAUCCCCGUGCAUCUCUUGUUCAACUAAGCAAGAAAUCUUUUUUGGCUCCCAUGAUUGCUUUGUCUACUGUUAUAAUAUGGAAGGACAUUUCCAGUGGAAAUUUGAAGCAACUGCAAGUAUAUAUGCAACACCAUUUACUUUCCAUAAUCACAAUCUGAGCAGUGAAAUGCUACUAGCAGCAGCAUCUACUGAUGGGAAACUAUGGAUUUUGGAUGCUAAAAAGGGACAGUUAGAAACAGUAUAUAAGCUUCCUGGAGAAGUUUUCUCAUCUCCUGUGGUCUGGCAAUCAAUGCUUAUCAUUGGGUGUCGAGAUAAUUAUGUUUACUGUCUAGAUUUGUUGGCUGUUACUGAAAAAUAAUAACCAUCCAAAACAACCAGCUUCCGGUCCCUCUUCAGUGUUUUUAUCAAUACCAAAUUGAUAGAAAUGUUUUUUUUUUUUAACAUGUACACAGAGUUGUGCUUAGGUACUGUCCCUAUCAAAGAUAUUUUGGUUAAAAAAUAAAUAAAAAAUUAUUCACUAUGUGAUACAGAGAGUGGGGCAUAACAGUCAACAAAAAACUUACAAUAUUCUGAUCCAAAAAGAAAAUGAAUCUGGCUAGAAUGACUUUUGUGUUAGGCAGUCUGUCCUUACUGGCUUGAUCUUUUAUGCAGGGAUUAUACACCUUUUGGCUGGUAAAGGUCCCAAAUUUAAUACAACAAAUGAUUGAAAUUUAUGAUUAUUAUAAGUGGUUUGCCUUUACAUUAGCCGAGUGUAUGUGCUUCAUCCCCACGGCUGUAGCAAUUAUUCUGUCUCUGGCACUUCAUGACAAUCUCAAAAGUGGUUCUGACUCACCUAUACAAUUACUUCAAGGCAUCUUCUCCAAAAUCUGAUACUGAAUCCACGGAACUAGUAGAAAACAUCAAGCUACUGUUCCAGGUGUUGAAACAAAUCUGAGAGGGCAAAGAGCUAGACAAACACAUGAUCCCACAAUUAGAGAUAGUGGAAUCCAAAUUUCUAGGCUAAAAGAAC